AUGACUGACUCGAAGACGGCCAUGUCUAAGGCGUACGAUGGUUCUCCUGAAUUGACGGACAAUGUAGCCGAUAUCGCUCAUGGGGUGAACAUGGAGGUGUACAGGGCGACUGUCCCGCUAUGGAAACGGGUAUGGCAGCAUAGUUUGACACAGAUGAUGCUGCUGAGUGUCCAGGCAUUCUGUGGACCAGCUAUGGCUGACGCGAUUACGGGCCUUGGGGGUGGUGGUCUUGCAACUGCGAAGGUGUCAAACAUUUGCACCGCAAUCACAUACGCGUUGCUUGCGAUCGGGAGUUCGUCAGUCUGUUUCAUGGGUGGUCCGAUCGUGAACAAGAUCGGUGUCAAGUGGGCCCUCGUUCUGGGCGCAAUGUCCUUCCCCAUCGAAGGGUCGGCAUACUACUGUAAUAGCAAGUUUGGCAACCAAUGGUAUCUCAUUCUGAGUGGUGCCAUCAGUGGCAUUGGAACCGCUUGCUGGUAUGUUGCUGAGGCUGGAGCUAUUAUGACGCUUGCACCUUCUGCCUCCCGUGGGAAGUAUUUGGCUCUGUGGAUUGUGUCGCGUAACCUCGGACAGCUGGUUGGAGGAGCAAUCAACCUAUCGAAAAACCAUGAGAAAGGAGUCGAUGGUGGAGUUUCUCCCGAUACUUACAUCGCCUUUGUGAUCAUUGAGUCUCUCGCUCUGCCUUUCGCACUGCUGAUUACUCCUUUCGAAAAAGUUGUCCGAUCUGACGGUACCAGAAUUAUCACUUCGGAAACCCUUUCCACCAAGAUGGAAAUGAAACGUAUUCUGAAGACCAUGACCUCGAAACUUGUUGUGUUUUCUGCCCUUUGGGCAUUGUGGUCGUUCUUCUACAGUGGUACCUGGAGCACAUACUUGGCGACUUACUUCUCCGUCCGCGCCCGCGCUCUCUCGUCUCUCGUCUCGCCUUUCUUCUGCAUUGUGGGCUGCUUUGGUCUUGGAUUUAUCCUUGACAUGAAGAGUCUCAGCCAGCGCCGCCGGGCCCAGAUCGGUCUCUUCACCGUCGUCAUCCUCAAUGUCGGGGUGUACAUUUGGUCCAUAACUAUGCAAGUCAAGUUCAACCACCAUAACCCGGGUCACAUUGAUUGGCAAGAUGCACUGUACCCUUCUGCUUUCUUGCCAUAUUUCUUUGUGCAGACCACAGGUCCAUUGUCGCAGUCAUACAUGUAUUGGCUUCUGUCUUCUUUUGCCACGGAUGCACAAGAGAAUGUACGCAAUGGCGCUGCAUUCCGAUGCAUCGAAGCCAUUGGACAAGCUAUCUCCUACGGUAUGAAUACUCAGACGACAAAUAACCCUCUUGUUGGAUUUUGCGUGACAUUUGGCUUACUCGGAGCGGCUGUAUAUCCCAUGAUUAUGCUUGUCAACACAACACCAGACCGCAUUCCCGCCGACGUGGUUGCCGAGGAGCAGGAUGCUGCGCUUGAGAAGAUUGAACAUUUGAAAGUGUCUAAUCAAACCCCAUUUGGUGCCCCAGUCUAG
Molecule: messenger RNA, 1494 nt
Organism: Penicillium atrosanguineum
Lineage: Eukaryota; Fungi; Ascomycota; Eurotiomycetes; Eurotiales; Aspergillaceae
Product: two-component sensor protein histidine protein kinase (dhkk dhkj)
Exons: 10
Coding region: 1-1494 (497 amino acids)
Source: RefSeq, a predicted model, not a curated record